AGUUGAGUUGUUGCCCUAGCCGCGAACGGGUCGCAUUCGCAUUCCAAUCAGCUCAUCAAACGGCCAAAAAGCACCAGAUCCCAAAAGCUCUAAUUAUUGCAUUUAUUCGAUUGUAAUUAAAUUAAUAUGGAUCGUAGGUUACCUAGCCCCUUUCUGUGUCGUCCCUGGAUGAUCGACAGAGGAGCCGCCGCGGGAGCUGGCGGCUCCAAGGGACUCAAGGGUAUCGUUGCCGGUGGCAUAACUGGCGGCAUUGAGAUCUGUAUAACAUAUCCCACCGAAUACGUGAAAACGCAACUGCAGCUGGACGAGAAGGGGGCCAAUAAGCGAUACAACGGCAUUGCCGAUUGUGUCAAGAAGACGGUGCAACAGAAGGGAUUCUUUGGUCUCUAUCGCGGUCUGAGCGUCCUCCUGUACGGCAGCAUACCCAAAUCAGCAGCCAGAUUUGGUGCAUUUGAAUUCCUGCGUUCACACGCCGUCGAUUCUUCGGGCCAGCUGAGCACAGCGGGCAAGCUGCUCUGCGGCCUGGGUGCUGGCGUCUGUGAGGCUGUCAUCGCUGUCACGCCCAUGGAGACGAUCAAGGUGAAGUUCAUCAAUGAUCAGCGCAGUGCGAAUCCCAAGUUUAAGGGCUUUGCCCAUGGCGUCGGACAGAUUGUCAAGGCGGAGGGUAUCAGUGGCAUUUACAAGGGUCUCACACCAACGAUCAUGAAGCAGGGCUCCAACCAAGCCAUUCGCUUCUUUGUCAUCGAAUCCCUGAAGGAUAUGUACAAGGGUGGUGAUCAAAAUAAGCCAGUGCCAAAAUUGAUUGUGGGCGUUUUCGGUGCGAUUGCUGGUGCCGCCUCAGUGUUUGGCAACACACCGUUGGAUGUGGUCAAGACGCGCAUGCAGGGUCUGGAGGCAUCCAGGUACAAGAAUACGGCGGAUUGUGCAAUGCAAAUAAUGAAGAACGAGGGCUUGGGCGCAUUCUACAAGGGCACCGUGCCGCGUCUGGGUCGUGUGUGUCUCGAUGUGGCCAUAACAUUCAUGAUCUAUGACUCCUUUAUGGAUCUGUUCAACUCCGUUUGGAAGGGCUAAAGCGGAUUUAUUCCUAUCGUGCAUGUUACUUUGACCUAAAUUUGACCUAGUCAACUGUUACAAUAUUUGAUACAACCCAAAUCACACACACAACACACACACACAACAAGUAGGCAAACUCACACACACAAGCAAGAUUUUAUGGGAAUUAUUUCGAUUGCAUUUAUUGUAUAAAUAAAAUGUGUCUGUGCAUUUAGUAA
Messenger RNA from Drosophila grimshawi, 1271 nucleotides. RefSeq names its product putative tricarboxylate transport protein, mitochondrial (gene sea). NCBI's taxonomy places the organism in Eukaryota, Metazoa, Arthropoda, Insecta, Diptera, Drosophilidae. The record is from RefSeq and is a predicted model, not a curated record. The transcript is spliced from 4 exons. Gene Ontology annotation, biological process: mitochondrial citrate transmembrane transport. Bases 127 to 1071 code for a protein of 314 amino acids.